Sceloporus undulatus (fence lizard) is the source of this 4022-nucleotide messenger RNA. It is a transcript of the gene SSB, whose product is annotated as small RNA binding exonuclease protection factor La. The record is from RefSeq and is a predicted model, not a curated record. Gene Ontology annotation, biological process: positive regulation of translation; RNA processing. Gene Ontology annotation, molecular function: RNA binding. NCBI's taxonomy places the organism in Eukaryota, Metazoa, Chordata, Lepidosauria, Squamata, Phrynosomatidae. The transcript is spliced from 12 exons. Bases 377 to 1603 code for a protein of 408 amino acids. Gene Ontology annotation, cellular component: ribonucleoprotein complex; cytosol; nucleus.
GGCCUCCAGAGCAGCGAAAGCGGCCUAGCUCGGCUUAAAAAGUGUAAUGCGACAAGGCCUGGAAAAGUGCGGCCAUCCGGGCACUUGGGCCUCCUUCUUCCUUUCUUGAGAUGGCGGCGGGCGUCGCAGGGAAGGAGGAGGAGGACCCCCGCAGCCGCCUGUGCCCUCGCUGACUGAGGGGAAGCGGGGCGUCGCCGGCCGCCCAUGGCUGGAAGGAAGGGGCGUCCCUCUCUUGCCGCCGCGGAGGCUGCUGGGACUGGGACGCCGCCGGGGAAGCGUCGUCCUCCUCCUGACAGAGAGGCAAGCGCCUGAGGCCAGGAAGGGAACCAGGGAAGCUCGCUCGUGUCUCCUCAGGAAGGAGGAGAAGGUGGAGAAAAUGGCUGAAAAUGGAAACAGUGAAAGUAUGUCUGACUUGGAAAGGAAAAUGUGCCAGCAAAUUGAGUACUACUUUGGUGAUCACAACUUGCCACGGGACAAAUUUCUCCAGGAGCAGCUCAAACUGGAUGAUGGCUGGGUCACUUUAGAAACACUAAUCAAAUUCAACAGGUUAAAUCGUCUUACAAAAGACUUUAAUGUAAUAGUUGGCGCAUUAAAAAAAUCAAGGAAUGAACUUCUGGAAGUUAGUGAAGAUAACACUAAAAUCCGAAGGUCUCCAAACAAACCAUUGCCUGAAGUAACUGAACAAUAUAAGGAUGCAAUUAAAAGCAGAUCUGUGUAUAUUAAAGGGUUUCCACUAGAUGCAACUUUAGAUGAUAUCAAAGAAUGGCUAGAUCCUAAAGCCAAUGUAGAAAACAUUCAGAUGAGAAAGACACUUCAGAAAACUUUUAAGGGAUCCAUAUUCGCAGUAUUUGAUAGUGUCGAAUCUGCAAAGGCUUUUGUUGAGAUUCCAAACCAAAAGUACAAUGAUACAGAGCUGAUUAUCUUUUUCAGGGAUGAUUACUUCGCAAAGAAGAAUGAAGGCAGAAAGCGGAGCAAAUUGGAAGCAAAAGCAAAGGCCAAACAGCAGAAGGAAGAAAAACAGAAGCAAGCAGAAGAUGCUGAAAUGAAAUCCCUGGAGGAGAAGAAGGGAUGCUUGCUGAAAUUCUCUGGAGACCUGGAAGAUCAGACUUGUCGAGAAGAUCUCCAUGAAGUUUUCUCUGAUCAUGGUGAAAUCAAAUGGGCAGACUUUGUCCGGGGUGCAAAAGAGGGGAUUAUCUUGUUCAAGAGUGGUGCAAAAGAGAUACUGGACAAAGCCAAAGAAGCAAAUAAUGGGAAUUUGCAGCUGCGAGGCAAAGAUGUUACAUGGGAAGUGCUUGAAGGAGAUGGGGCAAGAGAAGCACUGAAAAAAAUCAUGGAGGGACAGCAAGAAUUGUUAAACAGAAGGAAAGGAAAAGUUUAUAAAGGGAAAGGGAAAGGUGGCAAAGGACCUCAAGGUGCACAAGCCAGAAAAGUGAAAUUCCAAGGCAAGAAAACAAAAUUUGAGAGUGAAGACGAAGAGGAGGGUGAAGACAAUGGUACAACAGAGUCAACAAGUCCUAAGAAAAGGCCACUUGAAGAUGCUGAGCAUGAAGAGUCUGCCCCGAAGCAGCUAAAAACAGAAAAUGGAGCUGGAAAUAAGGAAUAGCACUCCAAAAAGAAUUUUUUAUUCUUCUAAAAAGUUUUAAGUCAUUCCUCCAUCUUUGUCACAAGAGAAUCUAAUAAAAUCAACUUCGAUGUCCACCUGUAGAGUCCAAGAAGAACAUGAAUCUUUUGAGAUUAUUUCCUUGGAAUACUUGCUCAUUUCAACAGGCAAUUUUUCAGAGUUAAUUUUACAGUAAGAUAAAAGGAAGGGCUCAAGAAAUUGAUUCCCCUCAUUCAACUGUCUAUGAAUUUGUAUGAAUUACACUUCAACAUAUUGCGUAUUACACAAUUGUCUGAACUAAUAUGUUGCAGAAGUGGAACAAUUAAUGUAUGAAAUUACAUCACCACCUUGAGUUUCAUGGAAGGAUGGACUAAAAAAAUAAAGCAACUAUGUACAGUCAUCUUGUUCAAAUAAUUCAGGGCUAAAUUGGUUUCCAAUGUUCUCCUAGUUAAGAUAUGCAUCUACUUUUCCUUUGUACCAUAAUAACAGAAGAUGUCUUUAUUCUGUCUAGAGAAACAACUUUUUUCCUAUUAGUAAAUAGAGAAUUGGCAUAAUACUCUGCAUCUUUGGUAGUGCUGAAGUAUCUCAUCUUGAGCUUUAAGAUUAAGAGUCAUAUACCCAUCCUUGGCAUACCAGAUUUGUAUCCUUCUGUAAUAAAACUAUAUGUGGUUGUGCCCAUGUUUUAAAGGUCAUGGAUAAGCAGAGAUUAGACCACCACCACUGAUAUUCCUUGAUACUUUGCACACUAUUUGCCUUCCACUGGUGGUUAAGGAAGCUGCUUGUAUUUGCUUAUACUACCACAAAAAUGGGAAUCAUGCAGCUCUCCGGAUGCUCUGGGACUCAACCCUGCCUCAACACUGGCUGGAGGGCCACAUGAUUUCCACACACCCCCCCCCCCCCGCUUUUAAGAGAUCAGAAGGAUAGGUGAAGAUGACAAAAAUCUAAUACUACAUGUUGGAUUCAGUGGUUCCUGACUCUGAAGCGAUUAAAGACCAAGAGAUACUAUACUUCAAACUUAUGUCCAGUUUGAAAUUUGUAGUUAAAAUUGAGACCAUAUUCUGAGGGACUUCUGCAGGGCAGUUAAGAGGGCAGAUAUAGCCCUAGCUUAAAAAUGAUCACAGGUCAUCUUUUCUACACAGUUCAGUUGUUAAGGUACAAAUUCAUAUUUUUGUCUUUAUUUAGAAGUGGUUUCAUACUCACUGAUUUCUUCUUGUGAAACUUAUAUGAUGCCAGUAGGUCAUAUCUCAGUUCUUUAAAAAAUGAAACAGAAGUGGUUAAGGUGCAGGUGAUAUGCACAUUAGUGGUAUUAAACACUGGUAUUGUGUCUCUGGUAAGCACCAAAUGCUUUUGAGUAGUGAUGAAAUAAAACAAGUGAGCUGGAAACAUGAAUAGGAAGAUGAGACAGGUUUGUCCUAUUUGAAUGUUUUGCUAUGUGGGGGCAUUUAUUCUGUGCUAUUGAGAGAAUGAGAACAAAAUAUAUGCCUACAGUACAGAGGAAAGCUACCUGCGGUGUUUUGUUAUGCAGAAAUUCAAUGGGAACAGUUUUUAAAAUGUGAAUAUUUCAAAACAUUUAACGCUACCUGCUCUGCUAAAUGAUAGUGUAAGUAGGCAAACAUCUAUGCAGCUGUUACAAAAUGAUUUUCAGAAGUUUCGACAUGCAAGUUCUUAAAAAAAACAACAACUCAUGAAUAAUAAUUAUUGUAAGGCAGCCUGAGUAAAAACACAUUUUCUGCAUAAUCCUAUAUAACAGCUAUUCCACUUAUUUUAACAAAUUGAAAUUAUUUACUUCUGCAGAACAGCUUUUGUUGGGCUUCAGUACAGCCUCCCAUCUAAGCACUUAUCAACAAACCUUCAGCAGAGAAUGGUAUCACAUACAUUCAAGGCAGACCUAAAUAUGAACAACUAGUUCUUACCUGCUAAAACUUCCAUCUUCACCUUCCAUUCAUCUGCUUUCUUCUGAAUAUGCUAAGCAAUGAAGUGCAAAAUAAUUAGUGGGCAUCUUGACACCAGCAGAAUUAUGCCCAGCUUCUUUUGAAUUGAAGUAGGAGUUGGUGAUAACACCCUCCUUCUGCUUUUAAAAUAGAAUUGCUCCAAUUGCAACCAAAAAUAAAUAAUCCUAAAUCUAAACCAAAAAGAAAGCCCUAAACCCAAACCAAAAAGGAAUAAUCCUAAAUAUAAACUAUUGCAGCAUAACCAGUUAUGUCACCAUGUUCCAUGUCUGUGCUCCUCAAACUGCUCAUGAGUUCUCAUCCUACUGAGCCCUGAGAAUACAUGCAAAAUCAUAAAAUGCUUAAAAACGUACUUGCCGGGUUGAAGUUUUGUGUAAUGAAUAUACAGCUGUUCUCGCCAUUUGCAGUGCUGUUUUCAGAAAAGCCAUAUCCAUACCUAUGAAAAUAAAGAUUUGCUUCAGUUUUGAGACUAA